CAGCUACCAUGACAGUCACGCACACAGGCGCAUACACUCAAUUUUGGCUAGAAGCUGCUGCUGACUUUUGCUGUACAGGAUCUGUUCUAACCCACGACUUCCUGCCGGGGGGUGGGUCAUGCCUGGGUAAAAGUCAGCGCCGUCAUCUAUAGAUUCGCAGUGCAAGACAAUGUAUAAUUGAGAAAUGACUUAGGGGAAUCCUUUGGGUACAAGUUACCUCCGGUCCGAAAUUGUCCUUACAACGGCAGCAAAAACCGCCCGAGUUUGCCAGACAACGAGCAUCGUUUUGUGCAUAUCAGACAGCUGUAUUCUGUCCUGUACAUGCUACACUGUCCAACUCACCCGGCUGGGCGUACUGUUAUUGAGGUGGACAACAAUGUCUGCCGAGCCGGGCCUAGAAUACCCAGAAUGCUUUGGUGACUCAAAGUUCAGCAGCCCCUCCGGCCAAUCUCCUACCACUAAGACCUCCUCUACCGUCUGGACCUGACCUCUGACCUCCCUCCUAAGCCUCAAGCAUUCCAUCCACCCUUGCCACCCCCCCCCCCCCCGAGUGGGGGAUUCGGCUCCGGCCCAGGACCAUGCUCGGUGCGCUCCUCAGGAGGAACAUGUCCCAGAAGCUGAGCGCGCUGCUGGUGGCGUUGGGCCUGGCGUGGGGCCUCAUGCUGCUGCGCUACACGGCGCAGCAGCCGCGCCACCAGAGCAGCGCCGAGCUGCGGCAGGAGAUCCUGGAGCUCAGCCGGCGCUACGUCAAGGUGCUGACGGAGGAGAACCAGCUGGCGCCGGGCGGCCCGCAGGGCACCUCCAUGGCCGGCUACGCGGAUCUGAAGAGGACCAUCGCUGUGCUGCUGGACGACAUUUUGACGCGGCUGGUCAAAUUGGAGGGCAAAAUAGACCUGGUGGCCAACUCCUCCGCCGCCAACGCCUCCCAUCCGGCGUCGGCCGGCGGGGUUCAGCAGGUGGUCCUUCCCGUUGCCCUACAGAAGGCCCUGAAGCUCGAGGCCGCCGGCAGACCCCCGCGGAAGCACACGCCCCGUCCCCCUCAGCCGUACGUGGCCAGGAGGCCGAGGGAUCGCUUCAGACCCCCCAACCUCAUGGCUCCGGUUCACUGAUUGGACUCAACUCAGAGACUGAAGGCAACUUGGUGAAAGCCGGGCGCUGGUAUCAUCUCAGGGGGAUGUAAUUCAGAAGACUAGCUGGGAGUUAUUGUAACUCCUGGGUUCUUUCUCCCGCUGGUAUUUAUUGGUAUUGGUUCAACAGGAGAGGAACAGAAACCAUUUUCAUGAGUUCAGCUGGCUGUACUUGGUUGCUGUCCCCGUGGAUUACAUUUUGACAGUUGAGGGGUUGGGGGGGGUGUUUGAAAUGAAAAGGAGGAACUGAAAGUUUCGAUAAGUUGGCGUGGCACCAUAGCAAUGACUAAGAAUGCUUUUGCUGUCCUGCAUCAUUUGCAAUAACUGCGUAACUGUAUAUCCGAAUGCUGAAUUAGACUCCGGUCACUGGGAAGAGCUGGUUCACAAGAUAAUUAUUAUGGAGAAGAUUUAUCUUUUUUUAAACGUAUUGUAUGGAUAACUUUUGCCGUAUAGUAGAGCUGAAAGAGAUAAUCCAAAGAUUGUUAUUUGCACUCCAUAGUAGUUUGGUUUUAUAGUGUACUUUUACACUGGUUGCGAUGGUUUGAGGAAUGUGGAAGGGUGUUGGUUUCCCCCCAGAUGAAUGACUAUGAGUGUGAGGGCUGUAACACAAUUGUAAUAACCAUAUCAUAACGCCACUGCUUUCGGAAUGGAUGGGUUCCAAUGUGGAGUAGAUUAAAUGAGACCUUAGCUCAAUGUUUAGCCCUGUAAUGCUGUUUACUUAAUGAAAUGUUGCUAUUUGUUCAGGGCUCAUCUUUCACUGUGACUCUUCAGCAAUUUCCUUAAAAUAGUAACGCGUAUGAAAUAGUUUAACUGUUGAUCAGCAAUACCGAAAGGUUGUACCUCUUGUUCUUAACUAUAACUCCACAUUGACUUGAGUUCCUCUGUAUUGGUGAUGAACUGAAGCAUCCUUUACCAGCAAGUUGUCUUUUCUUAGCUACUGGCUACAAAUGUAACAAUGUAUCUAUCCUAGCACACCGUUAAGAAUAAAUAAAUGUCUUAAGGCUCUGCAAUAAUAAUUUUCAUAAAAUGGUGCCCGACUAAUUUCACUGAAUGGGGAGUUCCCAGACUGGCAAGCCUGAGUACACAUUGACAUUCAUGAAUUUGCUUUAUUAAACAGGGAGCAUUUGACAGUGAAAUCAAAUUAUAUUUUGACGCCGGAUAAAUUGUAUAAUGUUGCCAUUGAAAUAAACCAGAUAAAAGCUG
Gadus macrocephalus (Pacific cod) is the source of this 2330-nucleotide messenger RNA. It is a transcript of the gene ccdc126, whose product is annotated as coiled-coil domain containing 126. The transcript has 3 exons. Bases 579 to 1109 code for a protein of 176 amino acids. NCBI's taxonomy places the organism in Eukaryota, Metazoa, Chordata, Actinopteri, Gadiformes, Gadidae. The record is from RefSeq and is a predicted model, not a curated record.